Molecule: messenger RNA, 1733 nt
Organism: Pelecanus crispus (Dalmatian pelican)
Lineage: Eukaryota; Metazoa; Chordata; Aves; Pelecaniformes; Pelecanidae
Source: RefSeq, a predicted model, not a curated record
CUUCAUGAUCCCUUUCCUGAUUUUGCUAGUCCUGGAGGGUAUCCCCCUGCUUCAUCUUGAGUUUGCCAUUGGUCAAAGGCUGAGGAAAGGCAGUGUGGGUGUCUGGAGCUCCAUCCACCCUACCCUGAAAGGAGUUGGCAUAGCAGCAAUGUUUGUAUCCUUCCUGGUGGGUUUAUAUUAUAACACUAUUAUUGCCUGGGUAAUGUGGUAUUUCUUCAACUCAUUCCAAGAGCCCCUUCCUUGGAGUAGCUGUCCUCUCAAUGACAACAAAACAGAUUACAUAGAAGAGUGUGCCAGGAGCUCUCCCGUAGAUUAUUUCUGGUACAGAGAAACAUUAAACAUCUCCACAUCCAUUGACGAUUCAGGCACUAUACAGUGGUGGCUUUUGUUAUGUUUAACAUGCGCAUGGGGUGUACUGUAUGUGUGCACAAUCAGAGGCAUCGAAACAACAGGAAAGGCCGUGUAUGUAACAUCAACUCUUCCAUACCUUGUGCUCACCAUUUUUCUAAUCCGUGGCUUGACGCUGAAAGGAUCAACCAGUGGAAUUGUGUAUCUCUUCACCCCUAAUGUUACCGAGCUGGCUAACCCAGUGACGUGGCUGGACGCGGGUGCUCAGGUGUUUUAUUCUUUCUCCCUGGCCUUUGGAGGCCUCAUUUCAUUCUCCAGUUACAACUCUGUUCACAAUAACUGUGAGAAAGAUGCCCUGAUUAUCUCAGUGAUCAAUGGUUUCACAUCUGUCUAUGCAGCAACUGUCAUAUACUCCAUCAUUGGAUUCAGAGCCACAGAAAGAUAUGAUGACUGUUUUGACAAAAAUAUUCUUACUCUGAUGAAUGCAUUUGAUUUGCCAGAAGGUAAUGUAACCCAAGAUAACUUUGAACAAAUGCAGCAGCUAUGUAACAUGACUGAUCCAGCGAUUUUUGCAAGCCUGAAGUUUGAAUCCUGUGAUCUGGAAACUUUCCUGAAUGAUGGAGUUGAAGGAACUGGGCUAGCCUUUAUUGUCUUCACUGAAGCUAUCACCAAAAUGCCUGUCUCACCUUUGUGGUCCAUUCUCUUCUUCAUCAUGCUCUUCUGCUUGGGUUUGUCAUCUAUGUUUGGAAAUAUGGAAGGUGUGCUUGUACCUUUGCAAGAUCUUAAGAUUAUACCCCCCAAAGUGCCUAAGGAACUUGUUACCGGUCUCAUUUGUGUGGGGUCUUACUUGAUAGCCUUUAUUUUUGUGCUGAAGUCUGGUAAUUACUGGCUGGCUCUAUUCGACAGUUUUGCUGGCUCUAUUCCCUUGCUAAUAAUUGCAUUUUGUGAGAUGUUUUCAGUUGUCUACAUUUAUGGAGUAGACAGGUUUAACAAGGAUAUUGAGUUCAUGAUUGGACACAAGCCCAAUAUUUUCUGGCAGGUUACCUGGAGAGUUAUCAGUCCUCUCAUUAUGUUAGUUAUCUUCUUCUUUUAUUUUGUGGUGAAAGUCAAUGAAGAACUGCUCUACAGCGUUUGGGACCCUAGCUAUGAGAAGUUCCCCAAAACACAGAAGACUGAAUACCCCAGUUGGGUGUAUGCUAUUAUUGUAAUCCUCGCUGGAGUGCCCAGUUUGGUCAUCCCUGCCUUUGCCAUCUACAAAGCCAUCAGAAAUUGCUGUCAGAAAAAAAAUGAUCGUACGGGCCUUAUGAGCUCCACAUCUGAGACUUCUGUUAAUGGAAACUUAAAGCAUUCAGCAUAAAACCAUUUAAAAAAAUGUGGAAGAAUGC